Microtus oregoni (creeping vole) is the source of this 930-nucleotide messenger RNA. RefSeq names its product olfactory receptor 187-like. The transcript has a single exon. Gene Ontology annotation, biological process: sensory perception of smell; G protein-coupled receptor signaling pathway. NCBI's taxonomy places the organism in Eukaryota, Metazoa, Chordata, Mammalia, Rodentia, Cricetidae. Gene Ontology annotation, molecular function: olfactory receptor activity; G protein-coupled receptor activity; odorant binding. Bases 1 to 930 code for a protein of 309 amino acids. Gene Ontology annotation, cellular component: membrane. The record is from RefSeq and is a predicted model, not a curated record.
AUGGGAACAGAGAAUGCAACAGUGCUGACACAGUUUGUUCUCACCGGACUCACUCAUCUGCCACAAUGGAAAAUCCCCCUCUUCCUGAUGUUCUUGGUGAUCUAUCUCAUCACCAUUGUGGGGAACCUUGGUCUCAUCACUCUCAUCUGGAAUGACCCUGACCUUCACAUCCCCAUGUACCUGUUUCUAGGGAGUUUAGCAUUUGUGGAUACCUGGUUGUCAUCCACAGUAACACCAAAGAUGCUAUUUGACUUUUUUGCCAAGAGUAAACUGAUCUCUCUCUCAGAAUGCAUGACACAGUUUUUUUCGUUUGGAAUCAGUGCAACCACAGAAUGUUUUCUCUUGGCAGCAAUGGCCUAUGAUCGCUACAUAGCCAUAUGCAAACCUUUACACUACCCAGUGAUCAUGACAAACAGACUCUGUGUACGUCUGCUAACACUGUCCUUUGUGGGUGGGUUUAUACAUGUUUUGCUUCAUGAAAGUUUUUUAUUCAGACUAACUUUCUGUAAUUCCAACAUAAUACAUCACUUUUACUGUGAUGUUAUGCCACUAUUGAAGAUUUCCUGUACUGACCCUUCUCUUAAUUACUUAAUGCUUUUUAUUUUCUCUGGAUCAAUUCAGGUAUUUAGUAUUUUGACUAUUCUUGUCUCGUAUACACUUGUUUUGUUUUCAAUCUUAAAGCAGAAAUCUCUCAAAGGCAUAAAGAAAGCCUUUUCCACAUGUGGAGCCCAUCUCUUGUCUGUAUCUUUAUACUAUGGCUCUUUACUUUUUAUGUAUGUUCGUCCUGCAUCUUCACAAGUAGAUGAUCAAGAUAUGAUGGACUCUAUAUUUUACACUGUUGUAAUUCCUGUGCUAAAUCCAAUUAUCUACAGUUUAAGAAAUAAUCAAGUAAAAAAUUCGCUAGUGAAAUUCUUAAAGAGAAAUGCUUAG